Molecule: messenger RNA, 2374 nt
Organism: Solea solea (common sole)
Lineage: Eukaryota; Metazoa; Chordata; Actinopteri; Pleuronectiformes; Soleidae
Gene: oat
Product: ornithine aminotransferase
Exons: 10
Coding region: 115-1449 (444 amino acids)
Cellular component (GO): cytoplasm
Molecular function (GO): L-ornithine transaminase activity; pyridoxal phosphate binding; identical protein binding
Source: RefSeq, a predicted model, not a curated record
CCGCUACACUCUUAUAGCGCAGCUAGAUAAUCCACACCGAACAUUCGGACAUCACUAAGGGGAGCCGUCACCGGGAUAAUAGCGUCGCUUCACGUCUGUCUGCUGAAUUCAACCAUGAAUGGAAUGAUAAUCAAGCUCAGCCGCAACCUGAGCCGGGCCGCACCAGCUCUCAGCCGCAGUGUCCACUCGGGUAGGUGUCUCACCUCUGGAGCUAGCUCCAAACUGAGGACUAAAGGCCCGCUCACCUCAGAGGAAAUCUUCGUUCGUGAGGACAAGUAUGGAGCACACAACUACCAUCCCCUACCUGUGGCCUUAGAGAGUGGCAAGGGCAUCUACGUGUGGGAUGUGGAGGGCAAUCGGUAUUAUGAUUUCCUGAGUGCUUACAGCGCCGUGAACCAAGGACACUGCCACCCAAAGAUCAUAGCUGCACUCACCACCCAGGCCUCCAGACUCACCCUGACCUCCCGAGCAUUCUACAACAACGUGCUCGGAGCCUAUGAGGAGUACAUCACAAGCAUGUUCGGCUACGAUAAAGUUUUACCCAUGAACACGGGUGUUGAAGCUGGCGAGACUGCCUGCAAGCUCGCCCGCAAGUGGGCUUACAAUGUAAAAGGGGUUCCCAAAAACAAGGCCAAAAUCAUUUUUGCAGAUGGAAAUUUCUGGGGGCGCACCAUGGCAGCCAUCUCCAGCUCCACUGAUCCCAGCAGUUAUGAAGGUUUUGGUCCCUACAUGCCAGGAUUUGAGCUUGUCCCAUACAAUGACAUUCCUGCACUGGAGAAAGCCCUUCAAGACCCAAAUGUGGCAGCUUUCAUGGUGGAGCCCAUCCAGGGCGAGGCUGGGGUGGUGGUGCCCGAUCAGGGCUACCUGACCAAAGUCAGAGAACUUUGUACCAAACACAAUGUGUUGUGGAUUGCAGAUGAGGUGCAGACAGGCCUGGCACGCACCGGCCGGCGGCUGGCUGUGGACCACGAGGAAGUCCGUCCUGAUGUGGUACUGCUGGGAAAAGCACUUUCUGGAGGAGUUUACCCUGUAUCGGCUGUGCUGUGUGACGAUGAAAUCAUGCUGACCAUCAAACCCGGGGAGCACGGCUCCACGUAUGGAGGCAACCCUGUGGCCUGUCAGGUUGCUAUUGCAGCACUUGAGGUGAUGGAGGAGGAAAAACUGUCAGAAAACGCUCAAAUAAUGGGAGAGCUGCUACGGACUGAGUUGAGAAAACUCCCAAAAGACAUUGUGACAGUAGUCAGAGGAAAAGGCCUCCUCAAUGCAGUUGUCAUCAAAGAGACCAGAGACUACGACGCAUGGAAGGUGUGCUUACGCCUGCGUGACAGCGGACUGUUGGCCAAGCCCACCCAUGGUGACAUCAUCCGCUUUGCCCCUCCCCUCACCAUCAAGGAGCACGAGCUGCGCGAAUGCAUCGACAUCAUCCAGAGGACCAUCUUGUCUUUCUAAACAACCAUGGGAUUUCAGCUACUCCUUCAUUCACACACAUCCUUCAAACUGAUGAGCGACAUCAGAACCCCUGACUCAUGAAAAGGUCACUCUAAACCAAGUGCUUUGGUUGUUUUUAUUUCUGUGUUUUUGUUGGAGGCUUUUAAAUAGCGUUGUUCCACUUAAGUAGAGACAAAACUGCUGUUAAGAACUAAGUGUCUGCCUGUAAAACAUCUUAUACUCCCAAAAAAAAUUGGAGCUGGUUACUUCAGGCGUUUGCUAGUAAAGAGUGAUGUAAAUAGUUUCAAAAGGUUGCAUUUAUUUUACUUCAACUCUCUCAAAUGAGCCACAAUUAAGUCUCAGCAAUUCAUGUGUAAAGGUAAAAGUACAAGUUAAAAAUAUACAGAAGGAAAUACAACUUGCUCACAUAACUCUCAUCUACAUGACUGUAUCUGCCUCUACACGAGCAGCGGAGAUUUUGCACACAUUCAUCUCAACGAUGUUUUCAUAUUCCACGACUUUUCAGAUUUCAUGAAAAAGAACAAAAAAAACAAAAUGCUAUAAAAGGACGUAUUUUUAAGACAAACACAAACUUUUUAAAGAUUUUAAUUUAAUCUAAGUUAUAACUAUUAUUGUGAACAUAAUGCUGUCUGAGACCCAGAAUCCCUACAGUGGAACCUUUGGUAUGUUAAAUCAAAUUCAUUUUAUAUAAUUUGGUUUCUGCAAUUUCUACAAUGAAUGUAUGAGGACAGAGAGUGUUACGGAGACACAUGCACCAAGCGGAGACUGUGUCAGUUGACUUUUCUUUCCCCCCUCAUUGUAGUAUGUGUACAUUGAGUAAACAUUCUGAUGAGUGAUGCAACUGCUGUUAUUGCAAAUGUCACAUUUGAAUUGUUACAUAACUGGUUGUUUCCUGAUGAAUAAAUAUUUGGUGUACUGUCUUGCA